AUGGAGGAGCUGCGGAGCAACAUGCGGGUCAUGCAGGAAGACUGCGAGCGGUGCUCCGUGGAGGCGCAGGAGGCUUCCGCGGCGCAGGCGAGCGCCCGGGCGCUGGCCACCAAGGCGCGCGACGAGCUGGACAAGGUGUCCAACCAGCUCUGGCGCUCGGGCCAGCAGAGCCUGGAGCACCUCGAGGCGCGCGGCCGCCUGCGGGGGGAGCUGGCCCGCUCCUCGCAGGACUUCGGCGCCCUCGCGGAGCUGGAGGACCGGUCCAAGGCCGCGGUGCGGAGCGAGGUAGAGCAGCUCCAGCACGUGGUCGCCGACCUCGAGGCGCGGCUGCGUGCCAAGUCCGCCGAGAUCGGCAGGCUGACCCAGGCCAACGCGCACGCCGCCAAGGACGCGGCCGCGGCCGCGGCGAGGUGGCGCGCGCUCCGCGCGGAGUGCGCGGCGGCGCUGGAUGCGGGGCCCCUGGGCCUCUGCAUGGCUGCCCUGCGCUGGCCUCCAGCCGCUGCCCCAGGCACUCCCUGCUCCAGGUCUGCGGAUGCGGAGCGCGUGGACGGCCUGCCAGGGCACACGGACGGCCUGCCGGAGAGCCGAAUUCACGGCCGCGAUGCUGCCGCCGACGGCGAGUCGGCGGCGGUGUGCGGCGUGGAGUUGCAGGGCAUCGCGGAGCUGCGGGCUGCCGCGAGGCACGGGGAGGAGAAGCUGGAGGCGCUGCGGCAGGAAAUCCGGCGCCUGACCGAGGCGGCUCCGGCCGCGGCGGCGCGCUCGUGA
Molecule: messenger RNA, 765 nt
Organism: Prorocentrum cordatum
Lineage: Eukaryota; Dinophyceae; Prorocentrales; Prorocentraceae
Source: the annotation of a GenBank genome assembly